GUAGCGUGGCCGAGCGGUCUAAGGCGCUGGAUUAAGGCUCCAGUCUCUUCGGGGGCGUGGGUUCGAAUCCCACCGCUGCCAGCGGGUCUUUUUCUGUCGCGGCUGGAUGCAGCGCCCCCUGGCGGGCGCGCCGCCUGUGAGAGCAUUGUGGGUAGGAGGAGGGCCGCGUCCCCACGUGCCGGCCGGAGUGACGCCAACAUGGCCGCUGCCUGAGCGCUGCCCGCCGCGCACCGCCACCGGGGAGCCGGCGCCCCGCUGACCGUGCCGGCCCAGCGCUAGGUUGUGCCAAGGAAUAAGCCAAGAAAAAACUUUUUGUAUCUUAGCAUGGCAAAUGAAGAAGAUGAUCCAAUUAUACAAGAGAUUGAUGUGUUCCUGGCCAGAAGUCUGCUGGAGAAGCUGUAUCUGUUUCAGUAUCCUAUUCGUCCAGCUUCCAUGACCUACGAUGAUGUUACGCAUCUGUCAGCAAAGAUAAAGCCAAAGCAGCAAAAGGUUGAACUCGAAAUGGCCAUUGAUACUUUGAAUCCUAACUACUGUCGCAGCAAGGGAGAACAGAUUGCUCUCAAUGUUGAUGGCACGUGUACAGAUGAAACAAGUACAUAUUCCUCGAAGCUGAUGGACAAGCAAACUUUCUGCUCUUCACAAGCUGCGAGUAAUGUUUCCCGCUAUGCAGCUGCUGUUUAUAAAAAAGGUGAACUUCACCUGACUCCACUACAUGGAAUUCUUCAGCUGAGGCCAAGCUUCACCUACUUGGACAAAGCUGAUGCAAAACACCGUGAAAGAGAAGCUGCUAAUGAAGGUGGUGAUUCAUCCCAGGAUGAAGCUGAAGAUGAUGUUAAGCAAAUUACUGUAAGAUUUUCCCGCCCUGAGACCGAACAAGCUCGUCAACGACGUGUUCAGUCCUAUGAGUUCCUGCAGAAGAGACAAGCAGAAGAGCACUGGGUUCAUCUGCAUUAUUAUGGCUUGAAGGAUAGCCGUUCGGAACACGAGCGCCAGUAUUUAUUUAGUCAAGGUCAUGGCCUUGCUGAAAACACGGAAUUAAUUAAAUCUCCCAGUGAAUAUUUAAUGAUGCUGAUGCCUCCAAGCGUAGAGGAAGAGAGUGACAAACCAAUGGCUCCAAGCAAUGUGCUUUCUAUGGCCCAGCUGAGAACUUUACCCCUUGCUGAUCAGAUCAAGAUCCUGAUGAAGAAUGUGAAGGUCAUGCCAUUUGCAAAUCUGAUGAGUUUGCUAGGCUCUGGGACUGACUCUACGGCAGUUCUCCGCUGUAUACAGCAGGUGGCAAUGCUGGUCCAGGGAAACUGGGUGGUGAAGAGUGAUGUCCUCUACCCAAAAGAUACUUCUAGUCCACAUAGUGGAGUCCCUGCAGAAGUGCUCUGUAGAGGGCGAGAUUUUGUUAUGUGGAAGUUCACACGGGACCGCUGGGUUGUGAGAAAGGAAGUGGCAGCAGUUACAAAACUUUGCCCAGAAGAUGUGAAAGACUUCCUAGAGCACAUGUCUGUGGCAAGAAUAAACAAAGGUUGGGAGUUCAUGCUCCCUUAUGAUGAAGACUUUGUUAAGAAGCAUCCAGAUAUAGUUCAGAGGCAACAUAUGCUGUGGAUGGGCAUUCAGGCCAAAUUAGAAAAGGUUUAUAAUCUCUUAAAGGAGCACUUGACACCAAAGAAACAAGAGGCGCAAUCAGGUCAUCCAUUGCUGGUUUCUGGGGAGCAAAGGGUCAACAUGGCUAAAGCAAAAGUCAAGCAGAACUAUGGGCAGCUGGAGAAGGAGUUCCAGAAGCAAAAGGCAGAGAUGAAAUCAAAUGACACCUCGGCUAAGAUGGAUGUUUCCAAUAUCCGCAUUAAAGAGGAGCCUGUGAGUGACGAGGAGCCAAUGGAUACCUCAGCUUAUGAGGGCAUGAACAACGGCAUCGUCAAUGGCCUCCAUACGGAGGACUCCAUGGACUCUCUGAAUGGCCACUUGCCUGGAGGCUGCAUUGACAGAGUAGCCCAAGAACUGAAGGCAUUUGUGUCAUCAACGUUUAAGAAACAGUUUGUACUCACCCUGAGUGAGCUUAAACGGUUAUUUAACCUUCACUUAGCCAGUCUGCCUCCAGGACAUACGUUGUUCAGUGGCAUUUCGGACAAAAUGUUACAGGACAUGGUGUUGGACACUGGCUGCAAACAGAUUUUGGUGCCUGAUCUAAGGCAGUCCCAGAUUCCCAUCAGCUUCUCCUGGAGUUGCACAAGCUCCUUCUCUCAGGGACAAGGACACAGUGAGCGAGGAAAUGUGGCACUGACAGCCUGGGAGCAGCAAGGCACACCCAGCAGAUCCCUCUGGGAAGUGACAAACUCUAUGUGCAGCAGGUUUCUUUGGUCAGGCCUUUUCCUCUUAGGCUGUGCAGAGGUGUCUUUUUGUUUCUUUGUCUUUAUGGAAAUGACAUGUGUGAUUGUGAGAGACAGAGCAGGUUUGUGUGACAGUCCAUUGCUUAGGAAAGGAAAAGGAAUUUGGCAUCAUGGGAAAGAGCCUAAAAGGAAAUUAAUUUUACAAGACAUCUGGCAGUGCUGAUUGGGUUGCAGUCAGAAAGAGCUUGGGAGUCAGCUGCCUUGGGGAGAGAGAAAGAGACGUGUGAACUGCUUGAAAGAGCAGGCAAGGCAGAAAGAGCAGGAAGCAGGCAGGCUGACGAGAGAGCCUGGAGCAUGGGAGUUGAUACCCGGCUAAGGAGUAAGGGUUGCUACCAAGGGGGGUGCAGAAAUAACAUGUUCAGUCAUGUGCAGAGUACGUGUUGUGGCACUUGGGAACCGAGUAACAGACUUGAAAUGCCACGAGGGAGACCAUGGAUUUUGGUACUUUCUGUUUUCUCUCCUGACAGCUUCCAAGUCCUGGGGUAAUGUUUGCCUGGAACUGCCUCCUAGUGCUGGCUAGGCUGUCCUUUGUACAGGGUGCUGUGUGUGCACUUGCCAUGCUGAUGGUAAAUAGCUGAGGUCAUUGCUGCCCUAUUACUGGGACUUGUUUGCAUUUUGAAAUUUUGGGAUUUCGGAAAUGAUGCCAUCCGCUCUUUGCUUAAAGGCUGUGAGGAGUGUGAGUGGGAUAGUUACUUCUUUUCAAAAGUCAACCAAAAUAAAAUCCUCCUGAAGAGAGGUGGUUGGGAUCUUCCUUCUGUCUGGAAAACCCUGUCACAGGACAUCUGCAGAGGUGCAGAAGUGGUCACUGGAAUGUCUCUUGCUGGAGGUCUGCUCUCAGUUUUAGUUCUGCCAACCCAGAAUUUACUGCAAAACUUGAGAUCUGGUACAGGAGCCUGUGUAAGCCUGUGCUUUAUGUGCAAUGUAAAUCAUUACCCCCAAGCCUCCCUCUGGUGCUCUGUGUAGUUGGCAAAGGUGCUUGGGCUGGUUUUACUUCUUACAUGGGCUCAUACGCUUGGGUUUUUCUUGAUUGUUCCCCUAGACAGUUUUGUCAGAAGCUGAUGAGGGUGCCUGAGCUCAGGGAAAGCCUGCAGGGUUGUUCAGCGUGGGAUUGCAGAGUUGCUCAUUAGUUUUCUGUAAUUGAAAGUGCUUUGGUGAUAAAAAUCAAUGAUCUGAGGUAAUUAAAAUGAUGUUCUGUGGGGGGUGAAGAGACUCUUGGCUUGCAUGCUGCUCUAUUAUAGAAAACAUGUUGCUGAAAACGGCAGUUGAAACCUUACCAGGGUAAUGCAGGAUAUAGUACAAAGCUGACCGACUGCACCCAGGCAAAUAUAUAGUAUUUGUGGGGAGCCAGAAGAGAUGCUACUCCAGCUGCAGAUGAGGCUGUGGGUCACCUGCAAGAUGCUGUGCUUUGUAGCAUCCUCAAGUUGUGGAGAAUUAGUGAAUCCUGGGCAGAUGCACCAAGUGCAGGGGGCUGCUGCUGCCAUCAAGAGAAGGGUGAGUAGAGGCAUCCUCAGCAGACAGUCCUCACUGUGUCUAUGUGUGUGUGUCCAGAGCUUGCAUGUGUCCAGUCCCAUGGGAAAUGUUCCUGCAGGAAUCUGGCUCCCAAGUACCUACACCCAUUCCUGCAGCCUGGUGGGGUGCAUGGUGGCGGCUGGCUCCUUCCCAUGGUCAGUGCAGUGACAAGGUUCUGCCCAAAUCUUGAGGAUAUUUUUGAGGCAUCAGGAAAUGAUGCAACCGUGGCCAGCAUCCUGUCUGGCCAGGGUAACAGGAGGAAUGCAGCCCUGCGCUCCUGGUGAGCCUUGUGGGCUAGUGCCGAUUGCCAGGCUCCUGGCAAGGAAAGCUCCACAGUUUACCUUUAGGAUUAAUCCAGCUGAUAAGUUUUUUCUGGCAGACUCAACCCCUUUCUGUCUGGUUUAGCUGCCUGGCUAUUUUUAGUGUGUGCUCAGUGCUUGAGUGAGACACAUCCCAAAGCCAGGGGCUCCUCCCUGAGAGCUUCCGUUUGAACGCGGCAGCCCUGCGGACCUGGGGCAGCAGUUUGUCUCCUGAAAGCCCUGCACUCACUCUGCAGCUUAGAACAGGAAGGGGCACAGGGCAAGUAUUUCAGAGAAGGAUUUUAAGGCAGUGGAGAGCUGUUUCAAGGUGAGGCUGGAGGAAUUAAGAAAAUGCACAUAAAAUGGCAAAGGGACAGUGGAUGGCAAGAGAGUAAAGCUGUUUGGACAGAGCAGCAUGUCUCUUCAGAGUUGCUGUUGGCAUGUCCCACUUCUGUGCUCAGGCUGUAUGACAGCAAGGAGUGGGACGUCUGAUUGUGAGAGACAGAGCAGGUUUGUGUGACAGUCGAUUGCUGUUGGCAGCAGUGUUUGCAGUUUGCAGAGUGAGGCUGGACAGGAGGAGGAGAUUCUGUGGGGUUUUCUUCCCAAAUAAGUAUUGUGUUGGUUUGGAAGCUGUUUCCUCACCAAAUGGCCAGAUAAACACAGCCGCAUUUCAGAUGUGUGGCUGAGGCAGGAGUUUGCGCUCCAGGUCUGUGCUGAGUGACUUUCUCAGAUGAGGCAGCUCGUGGUUGGGUGCUCCCGGUGCCCUGCACUCUGCCUUUCCUGCUGCAGCUCUUUUCUGGAGGGGAGCUGAAGUAUUUCAUUUUAUCUGUGUUGAAAGCAUACAAGAGAUAUCAUUCCUCAAAAGCAAGUGUCCUUACAAGAAUUAUGUCAGGUGUUGCAAGCCCAAUAAACCAAGUAUAAAACCUUGUUAUAGUCCAGCCAUUUGGACCAAUGUGAGAGCCACAGCUGCUAAUCCCACUAGGCAGUUCCUGCUGGACAAAACUCUUUCUCUUUGCAAUGAGAUCAGAGGCAGAGCAUGAAAGGAAGGGCUGAUCUUUCACUCUGCGAUGCACAAGUCUGUUGGUGUGGUGUGAGUGAGGCUGGGAAGAAAGGCUUGGUUUGUCCCAGCAGCCGGGAUUGAGGGAUACUGGAACAAUCAGGGCUGGCUUGUUAGCUUUUCAUUGAUGAUUGAUUUUAGGUCAUCUGGAUGAUUAGCAAGGAAUAAAUUGUUAGUGACAGAUAAGAAGAGACGUGUCAGGAGUGAAAGCAUAUUCAGCAUUGCUUGUUAGUCACUGCUCCAAGGGGAAGUGUUAAGGCAAAUGGAUGGCAUUUUAUUUUUCAGGAGUUUGGAGUAUGUAGGGGAGGCAGUUGUGUUCCUUCCUGUGUGCAGGCAUUUGAGGCCUCUGCCUCAGACAAAACAAAUGUAUCUCUCUAUAGCUUGACACAUGUGGGAGGGGGAACGCGGAUGUCAGGAAAAAUCUAGACAUCUUGCCAUGAGAUGCUGGCUAAGGUCCAGGCCCUGGGGUUGUUCUGGUACAUGGGUAUUGACCCUCCACCAGUGGGAAACAGUCCUCCUUCAAAAUCCAUGGAAUUCCAGUAAGCCCAGCAGUUCCUUUUAAAGCUCUGAAAAAAGGUUGGUGGUGUGCCAGACAUGGCAGCAGGGCCCAUGGUGUGGAUUACCCCACCGUGACCAGGAGCAUCAGUUAAACAUAUUGGGCAUAUCAAGGCACACAUCGUGGUGCAUGCUCAUCCCAUUCCCUAAGCCAUAGUUAGCUCCUCAUUAAUUCAGGGUCUGUGUGCUUCAGGAUCACCAGCAGCACAGGUGUGAUACAGAUGCUGUCUCUGCUGAAGUCACUGGGCCUCUGAGAAGGUGUCUGCCCUGUGCCUGCAGCACGGGCUGUGCCAGAAGAGGCACGGGGGCUGAUAGAGCAAGGUUACCUCUUCUAAUGUGGAAUGGGAGAGAAGCUUAUAUUGUUUCAGCAGUUCUCAUUACAUGGCAACGACAUUUUUGAUUCAGUAAUAGGUGGCCAGGGAUACUGUAUCAUAGAAUCAUUAAGUGGAACUCAUUAAAUAGAUGGUUAUUUUUAACAGGCUCUUGU
Molecule: messenger RNA, 6282 nt
Organism: Strigops habroptila (Kakapo)
Lineage: Eukaryota; Metazoa; Chordata; Aves; Psittaciformes; Psittacidae
Gene: POLR3E
Product: RNA polymerase III subunit E
Exons: 19
Coding region: 325-2538 (737 amino acids)
Biological process (GO): DNA-templated transcription
Cellular component (GO): RNA polymerase III complex; nucleus
Source: RefSeq, a predicted model, not a curated record